Messenger RNA from Penaeus vannamei (Pacific white shrimp), 1354 nucleotides. RefSeq names its product putative defense protein. Lineage: Eukaryota; Metazoa; Arthropoda; Malacostraca; Decapoda; Penaeidae. The record is from RefSeq and is a predicted model, not a curated record. Gene Ontology annotation, cellular component: membrane.
GAGAGAGAGAGAGUGUGCGAAGGUGUGCGGACGUCCCUCGUCAGAGCUCCAAUAUUUUCUUGAUUUUCUACGCGCUUAUAUCUUCUUUCAGCCAGUAACUACGCUGGCUGCCAAAGGUAUGAUUCCAAUACAAUUAUAAGCCAUAAAAAUCCAAAAGGAACCUGAAAUUCGAGUGAAAAUGGCAUAAACAUUUCAUCCCUGCCUCACUGCCCGUGCCCUACCCCGGCGCCACUCGCGUAAACAAUACAUUGUACUUCCCUCACGGAUAGAAAUUCCCUCCUCCUGCACCUGCUUCUGCCGUGAUAUAUAUUAUUGCAGCACUAAUGGCCUCUGCAACUCGAAGCAAGAUUAAAAAGACGGAUAAGGAAGCGGACAUGGAUGAGGGAACUAUCCUGACCCUAGAUGGCGCCACCACCAACAACAACAACACUGGCGACAAGGACGGAGCAGGUGGCCCCGCCCCCACACCUGUCGUGCCCGACGGAGCCCAGUGCUACACUUCUGACGGCAAAAUAAUCCGUCUGCUGACUUCAUGGUCUGACAGCCCACAGUUAUGAACUACACUACCAAGAAGACUGUAUGCAGAGGAUAAAAAUGGCAAAAAUACCUCAUUGGUUCCUCAUCCCGCUACAUACACGUUCGCCCACAAGCCCCGCCCACCUGUGUCGACGUCACGUGCUCUUCUACGGAAUGGAAAGCAGUUACGUCGCUCGUCUGGCAGUAGCAGGACGUACUAACGAGACUCUGCUGGCUGCUUGAGAAGGUUGAUCCUGUUGUUAAAGGACCUAAACUGUUUUGUAAGAAUGCUGCUGUUCCUGCCCGUACUGAUGACGGCGGUGGGCGUGGCGUGGGGUUUCAGCAGCGGGAACGUGGGGUGGGCGUGCGGCUCCAUGUCCCCGGGCCAUCUGCUGACGUCCGCCGAGACCGCACCACCGCCUUUCGAGGUCUACGCGGAGGAAUACGAGGCGGGGUACUACCUAGUGACGGUCUUCGGCAGGAGGGACCAGUUCAAGGGGCUCCUGAUGCAGGCCCACAACCCGAGGAGGAAGCGCGUGGGGGUCUUCACGCAGGUCGAGGGCGGACAGACCCUGAACUGCGGCUACGAAGGGGACGCCGUGGCACACAACAACGGCGAUUUAAAGAGCCAGGUGAGAGCGCUGUGGCACCCCAAUGGCUACACAGGCCCGGUGAGGUUCAGAGCCACGAUCGUCAAGAGCUACGGCACCUACUGGACUGACGUGUUAUCCAACCCCAUAGAGGUUUAAGAUCCGGGUCGCGUAAUCGUGAUCAAAACAGCUGUUCUUCUGUCUCUCUUUCUCUGUCUUUCUGUCUUUCUCUCGCUCUCUCUCUCUCU